Molecule: messenger RNA, 1185 nt
Organism: Stylonychia lemnae
Lineage: Eukaryota; Ciliophora; Spirotrichea; Sporadotrichida; Oxytrichidae
Source: the annotation of a GenBank genome assembly
AUGCCGAAUUAAAGAGCUAAAUUAGCAGCUAACUUAAUCAGCAAUAUUCUAUAAGAGCUGUCUGUUGGCUAGCAUGAAACUGGACUUUAUUACAAAAGGAAACGCUAUGUUUCAUCUGUCAUUGGAGGAAUUCUUACUAUUUUAGCUCUGCUAUUCUUAAUUAUCAUCGGAGCUCAGCUGAUAAGUGAUGUACAAGAGAAAAAAGAGAUUAAAACUAUUACAAGCCUCAAGACUAAGUAUGAAUACUGGUAUAAUAUGACUUGUGAAAAUAAGCAAAAUUUUUUAGAAAUAGCUUUUAAUCUGAGCAGGAAUAUUGAUGAGUAUUUUCAGUAUGUGACUGCUGAUGAUUUAGUAACAGUACAAGUUGUCACAUUUGAUAAGAAAUUUAAUACUGAUAACUACUUUGUUCUAUUUUAAAGUGACAGUUCUUUCUUUAAUGGAAACAAAGUGCAACGUAUAUAGUUUAUGUCACUUCCACUAAAAUUCAGAAAUUAACACAUCAUUAAUAUGGGAAUCAUGAUAAUUAAAUCUACCGAGUCUUUGUGGCAGCUUGAAACUCAGUUCGAAAUAACUUAAAUGUAUUUGACCAUGAGAGAUCCAACUUAUAAUUUUGAGUAAUUCAAGGAUAAUACUCUCUAGAUGGUCUUCAGUUUCAACAAGUUCUUUCAAAAUUAUCCUAUUUAGACCAUAUACCUUGAACCAGCGAGUUACUUUUCAGCGAUUUCAAAGCUUGGAGGGUACUUUAGUGUGCUUUCAAUACUUGGCAUUCUGCUGAUGAAUUACCAUUAGUGGAGAUUUGAAAGAGAGCUUUUCUAUAAGAUGAGACAGAUUUCGAUCAAGGAAGAUUAAAAAGAUGUUACAAGAAAACAAGUUGAAGAAUCGCUUAGUUUUGACAAACUAUUUGAACUGUCAUAAGUGAAGACAUUAAAAUAAACUGAAGAAAAUAGAAGAGAAGAAUCUCCUUUCAAGUAAGAGCGACUCUAAAAUCAAGAUGACUUUCCAGAUCAUUAUCGCUAGCAUCGUCAUCCCUAACAUAUUCAUUCUGCUGCAUCAUUUAGCCUAAAUAAUAGCACCAUAAAAAAUAAAAACAACAGUAGAAAUAAAGAUAGAAUAUCCUCAGCCAGGUAAAGUAAAGAUGAGCUAGAAAUGCAAUAAAAGCUUUUGAAAGUUAAUAUUGAUUUUUGA